AUGCACGGUCUCAGACCCUUUUCUUAUCUCAAUUCUUCCACUUCAUCCCACUUGUACACAUUGGAAAUGGAAAAUCGUGUCGCAGAAAAUGUACUUGGUACGCUUGGGGCAGUUAGUAAUCACCUCUGGCUUGACUGGCUUGAUUCAUUGAUUAACUUGUGGAUAGGUUUGCUGCUUCUUCCACAAAUUAUCAUCAACUACAGGAGACAUGACACCGAGGGCUUGCAAGGGUCAAUGAUGCUGCUGUGGGCUGCAGCAGGUGUUCCGCUGGGAGUUUACAAUAUUGUGGAAGAAUUCAACAUUGCGCUGAGAAUCCAGCCCCAAAUUCUGACGACACUUAGUCUCCUCACUUGGGCGCAGUGUCUCUAUUAUGGGAAGAAAUAUUCAGUCACAAAAUGCUGCAUCGCAGUCACUUCUCUCCUGAUAUUACUUGGUGGCAUCGAAGCAGGAUUGAUUUUUGGCCUGAAAGCAGCAAAGAGUCAUGGUCUCCAAUGGCCUCUUAUUCUGAUGGCCGCGUUGAGUGCAUGUCUCCUCGCUGCUGGUGUCUUGAGACACUACUGGGACAUCUACGUUCACAGAACGGUUCGCGGAAUUAGCUUCAUCUUUGUUGGCAUAGAUGCCGCUGGUGACUUAUUUUCUCUUGUCUCCGUUUUGUUUGGGGCCAGCGUUGAUAUUCUUGGAAUUAUCAUCUAUGGGACUGAAUUGACACUUUGGAUCGGCAUCUUUAUAUGUGGCGCUAUCUUCAAUCUCCGGCCCUGGCUCAAAGAGCGUUCCAAGCAGCGAGAUACAGAUUUACAACAACCAGUGUCUCUACACCCUAUGCCAUCGUCAACUUCUGUCUUCAGAACUGCGUCUGGAAGUCAAGUUGUCGAACGGAGACCAUGGAAUAACCCAUCUUAA
Penicillium salamii is the source of this 900-nucleotide messenger RNA. The record is from the annotation of a GenBank genome assembly. Lineage: Eukaryota; Fungi; Ascomycota; Eurotiomycetes; Eurotiales; Aspergillaceae.